Colletotrichum acutatum is the source of this 866-nucleotide messenger RNA. Its product is annotated as 60S ribosomal protein L44. The transcript is spliced from 4 exons. Gene Ontology annotation, biological process: translation. Gene Ontology annotation, molecular function: structural constituent of ribosome. Gene Ontology annotation, cellular component: cytosolic large ribosomal subunit; ribosome. The coding region runs from base 108 to 428 and encodes 106 amino acids. The record is from RefSeq and is a predicted model, not a curated record. NCBI's taxonomy places the organism in Eukaryota, Fungi, Ascomycota, Sordariomycetes, Glomerellales, Glomerellaceae.
CAAGCGACAUUUUCAGCAAAACGACUGAAUUUCACUUCCCCCCGCCGGCCCCGACAAAUUCAUCGUCACGACACUCCGGCAAGCGAAAUCGACAAACAGCCGCCAAGAUGGUGAACAUUCCCAAGACGCGUAUGACCUACUGCAAGGGCAAGGAGUGCCGCAAGCACACCCAGCACAAGGUCACCCAGUACAAGGCCGGCAAGGCCUCGCUGUUCGCGCAGGGAAAGAGACGUUACGACCGAAAGCAGUCCGGUUACGGUGGUCAGACCAAGCCUGUCUUCCACAAGAAGGCUAAGACCACCAAGAAGGUUGUCCUGCGGUUGGAGUGCAUCAAGUGCAAGACCAAGCUCCAGCUCGCCCUGAAGCGCUGCAAGCACUUCGAGUUGGGUGGUGACAAGAAGACCAAGGGUGCUGCCCUCGUUUUCUAAACGCAUUGUGUUUUCGGUCGACCGACUUUUAUGGCUCCUUUCACGGCACACGGAUCAUCAUCAGGCUGGAACAAUGGCGGCGAAGAGGGUUACCAGUUCUCAUUUGAGGAACUCUACAUAGGGAACAAAUAAAAGCCCUUGCUUGCGAACGGAUACCAAAAGCAAUUCAUCAAGCUUCCCUCCCCUCCUCACCCCUCACCUGCUGUCCGCGCUUAGAGAAACCACAAACCGAAAAGAGAAAAAAAGUGACAAGAGAAAAUGCGGGAUGCGUGGGAACUCGACAAACGGUUUGUCCUGAGGGUGGUGAUCACACUCGAGGUGGGAUGAACUUGUCCCUGUUGAGACAUGCCCAGGUUCCCGAAUCUGUGGUCGCUAGAAGAUAGAUGCCUUCUAUGAGGCUCAACCGGUCAAUCACAUAACUGAGUCACGAAAUAACGU